AUGGAUACACCAUUGUUCAAUCCUGAUAUCGACUUUCAAGCAUCAUUUCAUACUAUGGCAACGGCUCCUCGCUCGUUUCCUAGGAAAGAGCUUCUCGACUUGCAGGGACGACCCGUUAACGUGGAGCAAUUGGCGUCCGAUUACAGCUUGAUACUCAUUACACUGAAACGGGCUGAUUGUCCUGCUUGCCAACAGCUACUUCACUAUCUCAACUUGUAUGGACUCGACCCAGAUAUGACCGAAUACUAUGAUCCUUUCUUAAACGAGACACUAAGCAUUGACCCGGAACAGAAGAAGUUUUGCGAGUUAUUGUUGAAGCGCGAUGCCUAUUUCAUUAUCGUAUGUCCAGGAUCUACCGAGCAAGUGGCGGAAGUUCAGCAAAACACACAUUUCAUGCAAUAUCCAUUCAUUGGCGGUGAACAAGCAAUCGAACUUGGACAAGAACUCAAAUUACAAAUGACCGAGACACAGCUAUGGCCUGCCGUACUUGCUAUCACCAAAAAGACACUCAAAACUGAAUUUAUCAAAUUGGGUCGUGGUCCAGCAGACAUGUCGCAUUUGGAAGUGAUUCGACAUCUUUCUACACGACGUAUCGAGAUUGAAUCAGCGGGUUCGACCAAAGUGGAUGAUGCACACAAGAUUAUGGAAAAGCUUAAAUGGCGUGCAAAACGAUGUCGCGAAGGACGUAUGGUCACCACACUCAGCCUAUUACAACCACAACCACCACCUUCACCUUCACCGCCAUCACGUCCAACACAAAACAGCCAUUGGACGAGUCUACCAACUGAAAUUGUGGAGCUCAUGCUUUCAUAUCUUGAUACACCCUUCCUUCUCAAAGCAUCUCGUACUUGCCGUUUAUUCUAUAUCUCAUCAUGUAAUGUCCUCAUUGAACGUCUACGCGAACAUGCUCAACGUGUACAACGUGUGCUCCCAAGAAAGGAUGGCCUCUUUUUACCAAGGAGUACCAUGGAUCGGCUUGUUGUUAAUCCAAAUGCUGUCGGCUUCAGAGAAACGGAGUACUACGUUGGAGAGUUGACUCGACUUUAUGCCGAAGUGGCAGGCGAUACAUCACCACGAAUAAGGCGUACAGCAGGAUGGAAACUUGGAAAACCAUUCCCAGCUACAGUCGUUCGUUGA
Molecule: messenger RNA, 1137 nt
Organism: Lichtheimia ornata
Lineage: Eukaryota; Fungi; Mucoromycota; Mucoromycetes; Mucorales; Lichtheimiaceae
Exons: 3
Coding region: 1-1137 (378 amino acids)
Molecular function (GO): protein binding
Source: RefSeq, a predicted model, not a curated record